Psilocybe cubensis is the source of this 1101-nucleotide messenger RNA. RefSeq lists its product as uncharacterized. The transcript has a single exon. The record is from RefSeq and is a predicted model, not a curated record. NCBI's taxonomy places the organism in Eukaryota, Fungi, Basidiomycota, Agaricomycetes, Agaricales, Agrocybaceae. Bases 1 to 1101 code for a protein of 366 amino acids.
AUGAAAAAACCUAUCUACACCAUAACAAACACAGAAGAUACAACCGUUCGACACCAUUCAAAAAUACUUCAAAACAUAUCUACAGUCUCGUUAGCAUGUCACAAAUCUGAUAAACAGAAAAUCUGCGCACCAAUCAACAUCCUCCACCAUUAUAGCGGUCUCGGUAGAAUAACCCCGUCGCGCAUGAACGCUAGGAUGCUCGGGAGAAGACCCAGCAGCCACGUCACUGUCGUAACGUUCCUUUGCAAGACGAAAGCGACUCUCAAGGACUCCAAGAAUCUCCUCGUAUCGGUGAAGGCGCGUCUCGAGGGACUCGGUGUCAGGAACGUCGGGGAGGGGUGUACCAAGGGAGUCAAGGAGUCGCUGGAUACGCGGAAGAAGAGAGAGCGUUCGCUCGGUGAGCUCGAAAGGGUGGGAUUCCUCAAAUUCACGGCGGAGGUCGAUGAUAUCGUCAUUAAAACGAUAAUAGUGCGCCUCAAUCUUGUGGCGCUGAUCGUUGGUGGCAAGCUGAAGAAACUCGUAGAACACAUCGGCGGCAUAGGCGGUGACAUGAGCAUUAGCACCUGCGCGAGCUUUGGCCAGACAAAGACACAUGAGUCGGAUGUCUCGAUCCUCCAGGAAAGGAAUGCCUCCAAGCUCGAUGAUGACCUCGGAACGUUCACGGAGCUUUUGGGUGUUCGCCAGCAACUGCUGCAUAUCAACCACGGUGAUAGGGGGCACGGAGCGAAGGAGGUCGAGGCAGCAGGUGUCAACAUACGAGGAAUACCGAUCAAAGGAGGCGCAUGCCUCACGGAACAGUGCAUCAAAGGCCGAAGCCGAGGGGGCGAUCAACACUCGCUCUUCGACCUCAAGGCCGGCGAAAUUGCUCGGGACCAAGGUCUCAACCGCCUUACGAAUUUGAGCGACCCAUCCAGGGGCGAAGAGCGACAGAAACUGCUUCACGGUCGUGCGACGAGUAGACGGCAAUACGUGAUCUCGUUGGUAGACUGGAGCGGACAUGGUAAUGGGAAAAUAGGGUGGUUGACGAGGGCGUCAACAUUUAAAAGUCGAGAGGGGGUGUGGAGACAUGAGACGGGGUGGACACGGAAAGUGUCAGAAUGA